AUGAAGACGCGCCGGAACACGAGCAGCCAUCGUCUCUCCCGCACAGGGGCUCUUCAGGCCCGCUCCGCAACCGGUCGACGUUCGGUGAGCCCAGGAGCCGGCGUAGGACGGUUCCGUGAAACAAGUAUAGCACCGACUAUUUUUGAAAGUGGAGAUGAGGAGGACGAGGUCUCCGACGGUGAGAACGCCCAAGGGGGCACCUUUACUACCGCGGUCACUAAGAAAGAUCUCCAGUCGCGAGGCCUCCUAUGCACAGACUACAUGAUCGCAAUCGCGAUUGACGAGUCUCGACGACGGCGAGUGGGUACAGUGGUAGUGUUUCCACCGAUCUGUCUUCUGUUGUGGGAAGGGGUUUUGCUCCACUGCACUUGUACAAAGGGGCCUGUGUCAAUCAUCGAAGUUGAACGAACAGCCCCGACCCCUAUAAACAUAGCCCCGUUCCGCCGAGAGAGGACGUACCUGUCGGUUAGGUUCAUUUGA
Microbotryum saponariae is the source of this 480-nucleotide messenger RNA. The record is from the annotation of a GenBank genome assembly. NCBI's taxonomy places the organism in Eukaryota, Fungi, Basidiomycota, Microbotryomycetes, Microbotryales, Microbotryaceae.